This is a messenger RNA of Glarea lozoyensis ATCC 20868, 612 nucleotides long. Its product is annotated as Frataxin/Nqo15-like protein. Gene Ontology annotation, biological process: iron incorporation into metallo-sulfur cluster; intracellular iron ion homeostasis. Lineage: Eukaryota; Fungi; Ascomycota; Leotiomycetes; Helotiales; Helotiaceae. The record is from RefSeq and is a predicted model, not a curated record. Gene Ontology annotation, cellular component: mitochondrion. Gene Ontology annotation, molecular function: ferroxidase activity; iron chaperone activity; ferrous iron binding. The coding region runs from base 1 to 612 and encodes 203 amino acids. The transcript is spliced from 2 exons.
AUGGCCCAAAUCCCGCUGGCUAGAGGCGCGAGCCGCAUGGUCCGUCAAAUACGAGGCUCUUCAGCAAGAUUGAGUACCGGAGGACUGGUAAGGAGCCUGGCAGUUCGUCAAUAUACACCGGUCACAUACCGGGCGGCCUCUUUGCCGACCUCGCGGUUCCUGUCCACCACCAGACCAUCACUUAAAGGUCUGUCCCCAGAGACCGACAAUCCACAACCGAAAGAGCCUGAACCUCAAAAUCUAGCAUCAGCGCCAGCUGACCUCACAAUGGAUGAAUAUCACAAGUUCAGCGAUCAGUACCUGGAGAGACUGGUGGACAAAUUUGAGGCUUUGCAGGAGCAGAAGGAUGAUAUUGAUUGCGAAUAUAGUGCUGGCAUUUUAACACUCGAAACCCCAAAUGGAAAGUACAUUAUCAACAAACAACCACCAAACAAGCAGAUCUGGCUGUCUGCGCCCGAAUCUGGUCCUAAGCGGUACGAUUUUGUUAUUGAAAGUGAGGGACAAGACGCAAAGGAGGGGACAGGAUCCGGAAAGUGGAUUUAUUUGCGAGAUGGAUCCAAUCUCAGUGACCUACUGCAAACCGAAAUAGGAGUGGACAUGUCUGAUAUGUAA